AUGACCAUCCUAAUCACUGCCGGUCCGUACCAAUUCCUAGCCGAGUUUGAGGCUGCCGCCCCGAAGACAGUGACUGUGUUCUGCAGCCUGCUACCCUAUCGGAAACAGCUCAUCCAUGUCCGCUGGAGCGGCGAAGGCCUCUGGGUCCCUCUAGGAGAGACGGAUUUCGGUCUACCCUGGGAGAAUCACACGGCGCAUCCGGGUGCGGGGCAGAUUUUGUUGUAUCCAGGGGGCAUAUCGGAGACGGAGAUCUUGUUCUGCUACGGGGGUGUUGCGUUCGCCAGUAAAAUGGGGUCGCUGGCAGCGAAUCAUUUCUUGACGAUCACUGAGGGCCAGGAGAAUCUACGAGCGUUGGGUGAAUUGGUAUUGUGGAAGGGUGCACAGGAUGUGCUGUUUGAGGAGGCCACGGAAGACAAGAUCCGCCAAUACCGCAUGACGCGCGCCAAACUCUGAUCAAUUGUGGAAGUUCAUGUCUAUACUCCAAAAGUUGUCCGGAUCCAGAAGGGUACCCGGCCAUUCAAAACCCACUUCGUUCAUCUGGUCCAGUACGGACUGUAGGGCCAGCUCGUCUACGACGGGCCCUUCGUGUCCGGCGGGUGACAACACUAGUGCGGUAGCGUUGUGGACGAUGGUGUGAAAGUCGCGCGCAGGGUGGUAACUAGAUGACGAGCAGACAGCAUCGAAGAGGUCGCGCGCCAGCUGUAGGGGGCGGGCAAUGAUCGAUCCGGG
Aspergillus ibericus CBS 121593 is the source of this 729-nucleotide messenger RNA. RefSeq lists its product as uncharacterized. The transcript has 2 exons. NCBI's taxonomy places the organism in Eukaryota, Fungi, Ascomycota, Eurotiomycetes, Eurotiales, Aspergillaceae. The coding region runs from base 1 to 453 and encodes 150 amino acids. The record is from RefSeq and is a predicted model, not a curated record.